Phyllostomus discolor (pale spear-nosed bat) is the source of this 1536-nucleotide messenger RNA. RefSeq names its product olfactory receptor 4N4-like. The coding region runs from base 13 to 939 and encodes 308 amino acids. Gene Ontology annotation, biological process: G protein-coupled receptor signaling pathway. NCBI's taxonomy places the organism in Eukaryota, Metazoa, Chordata, Mammalia, Chiroptera, Phyllostomidae. The record is from RefSeq and is a predicted model, not a curated record. Gene Ontology annotation, molecular function: G protein-coupled receptor activity; olfactory receptor activity. The transcript has a single exon. Gene Ontology annotation, cellular component: membrane.
UAGGCAGAGGAGAUGGAGAUUGCAAAUAGCACAGUGGUGAAAGAAUUCAUCUUCCUUGGUCUGACUCAGUCUAGAAAUACUCAACUCCUGGUCUUUGUGCUCAUCUUGAUUUUCUACCUCAUCAUCCUCCCUGGGAAUUUCCUCAUCAUUCUAACCAUCAGAUUAGACCCUGGCCUCUCAGCACCCCUCUACUUCUUUCUGGGAAACCUGGCCUUUAUCGAUGUAUCCUAUGCCUUCAUUGUGGCUCCCAGGAUGCUGGCAGACUUCCUCUCUGAGAAGAAGGUCAUCUCCUACAAGGGCUGCAUCACUCAGCUCUUUUUCUUGCACUUUGUUGGAGGAGGUGAGGGGUUGCUUCUUGUUGUAAUGGCUUUUGACCGCUACAUUGCCAUCUGUCGUCCUUUACACUAUUCAGCUGUCAUGAACCCUAGAGCCUGCCACACCUUUCUGUUGGCUCUGUGGCUUGGAGGCUUUGUUCACUCCAUCAUCCAGGUGGCCCUCAUCCUCCACUUGCCCUUCUGUGGUCCAAACCAGCUGGAUAACUUCUUCUGUGAUGUGCCACAGGUCAUCAAACUGGCCUGCACAGACACCUUUGUGGUGGAGCUCCUGAUGGUCUUCAACAGUGGCCUGCUCAUUCUCCUGUGCUUCCUGGGACUUUUGUCUUCCUAUGCAGUCAUUUUCUGUCAUGUACGUGGGUCAUCUUCUGAGGGGAAGAACAAGGCCCUGUCCACAUGUACCACCCAUGUCAUUAUUAUACUGAUCAUGUUUGGACCUGCCAUCUUCAUCUAUACUCGCCCCUUUAGGGCCUUACCAGUGGACAAGGUGGUUUCCUUUUUCCACACAGUGAUCUUACCUUUGUGGAAUCCUGUGAUUUAUACUCUUCGAAACCAGGAAGUAAAAUGUGCUAUGAGGAGAUUAUUGAGAUGGCAUGUAGUAUGCUGAAUGGAUUUUACAAGUUAAGAUGGGGAACGUUGGCUGCUAGUCAUUAACAAAUAUGGUUUUUCAUUGAUUUCCUUUCAUUUGUCAGGCAUUAUUGUAGGCAAUGAGGGACAGUUAUGCAUAACUAGAGAAAAAACUUAAUGUAUUUAAAUUAUCUCAAGGAAAUACUAGACUGGUUGAUAUAGAAUGGGUAAUUCAGGGGUUACAUUUUACCUGACUAUAGUGGUUGAAUCACUAAGGUCUUUUCGCCUAAGAUAAGAAGUUUUAUUCUGUCACCCCAAUAAAUACAAUAAAAAUAAAUUUUAAAAGAAGUUUUUUCUAUUCUAAUUAUAAUAAGAGUUUAUUUAAGCAAGAAAUUCACUCAUUUACAAUUGUUUUUUCUAUGGUUUAGAGUAAUAGCAUCAGAUUCUGGGCAGAGAUCAAUAGCUGCAAAACAUCAGUAAGACCAAAAUGUUAUAUGCUGACCUAUAUGUAUAUAUACAUGUAUAUAUUUUACUCCCUUGCCCAAAUUUGGUAGAGGGAUAAGAAUGGAAGAUUAAUGAUUUUAUAGAAAAAUAUGAUGAAUUUAUUUUAUUGAUCUUUUUCAGAACUGUGAUUACU